Agelaius phoeniceus (red-winged blackbird) is the source of this 1409-nucleotide messenger RNA. RefSeq names its product tektin 4 (gene TEKT4). NCBI's taxonomy places the organism in Eukaryota, Metazoa, Chordata, Aves, Passeriformes, Icteridae. The record is from RefSeq and is a predicted model, not a curated record. Gene Ontology annotation, cellular component: sperm flagellum; nucleus; microtubule cytoskeleton. Gene Ontology annotation, biological process: cilium movement involved in cell motility; cilium assembly.
AUGGCGCAGCCCGACGAGCCGCACCCGCCGGUCGUUCCCUCCUGCCCGCUGCCCAGCAAGACCUGCGAUGUGGUCCCCACCGAGAGGCCGCGCUCCUGCUGCGGCAUGGCCGUGGCCGGCUUGCGCACCGCCAAGUACCAUCUGCCCGAGUGGCACCGCCGCAACGCGGGCGUCUGCUACGAGGCGUACACGGCGGGCGAGCAGGCGGAGCGCGGCCGCGCCGAGGCCAAGCACCUGGUCAAGCAUGCGGCCGCCAGCGCGCAGCGAGCCCAGGGCUACUCCAAGGCCACCCUGGGCCAGCGGCUGCAGGACAUCCACUUCUGGAGGGUGGAGCUGCAGAAGGAGAUCAUGGAGCUGGACGCCGAGACCAACCUGCUGGCGGCCCAGAAGCUGCGGCUGGAGCGGGCACUCGAUGCCACCGAGGUGCCCUACUCGGUUGUCAUCGAUAACCUGGAGUGCCGGGAGCGGCGGCAGCCCCCGGACCUGGUGAUCGAUGAGGUGGAGAAGCAGCUGAUGAAGGAAGCGGAUCUGAUCCGGGAUAUCCGUGAUCUUCUGAAAAGAACCAUCAUCCAAGCUGCCACCCAGAUAAGGUCCAACCGGAUCCAGAAGGAGAACUGCGAGCUGGACUGGUCGGAUAAGGUGGAGACGUACAACAUCGACGACAAAUGCGUCGGCUACUGCACCGACAGCACCGACGUCCAGUACCACCCCAGCUCCGUCAAGUUCGAGGAGAACGCCUCCACACCGAAAUCCUGGGCCCAGUUCAGCCACGACAACAUUUCCAGGGCAGAACAGGAGAAACUGGCGUCGGUGCAGCUCCGGUCCCUGAUCAACAACAUCAUCCACGACGCGUCCGAGGACCUGCGCAUGCAGCGGGCGGCGGUCAACGAGGCCUUUGACAGCCACUGCAGGGAGCUGGACGACGCCAAACUGCGCCUGGAGAACCACCUGCAGCAGAUCCUGAAGGAUAUUGGGGAUGAGGAAGCCAACAUUGUGAACCUGAAAAAAGCCAUCAGGGACAAGGAAGCUUUCCUGAAGGUGGCUCACACCAGGCUCUACGACAGAUCCUCCAGGCCCAACGUCGAGCUCUGCAGGGAUGAGCCCCAGUUCAGGUUGGUGAACGAAGUGGAGGAGCUCACAGUAUUCCUGGAGGCCCUGAAGAGAAAACUGAUGGAGUCAGAGCAGAUGAAGAAUUUGGAGGAGACCAGGAUGAAGCUGGAGAAGGAGAUUGCUGUGAAAGCCAACAGCAUUUUUAUUGACCGGCAGAAGUGCAUGGGCUACCGAGUUCGCUACCCCGUGGACCUGGAGGUGGCGAGUUACAAACAGUGAUUUCUGUACCAGCCUGGAAAAACCAGGAGAAAAACUCUUCCUUCUUUUCUGUUCAGCCAUUGGCAAGUGUGAAAAAAAAA